ACGCAAAGGCAGAGAGGUCAGGAGGAGGAGAAACCACGUGUGAUUACCAUGUCCAGCUUUGACUGUCCUUCCUCUGUAGACUUGUUUUUGUAAGAUCGUACCCUCUGCAUGUAGCUGGCUAGCCCGUUAGCUAAAGAAGGAGCGUUUCACAGAUUCAUAUAGCAAUUUUGAACAACGGAUUUCUGUUGCCACUUUUGAGCUAACUAGCUGCCACACUGACAGCCAAAUAAUGGUGAGCAAGACGGAUGACAUCCCGGCGUCAGUACCCAACUGUAAUGUUAACACAGUUGAUCUUGCAGGAGAGACGCCAGACCGCAAAGAGACUACCAAGGCACCACACAAGGACCCUUGUGCUUGUGGGCACAGUGCAGACACAGCGGUGAUGAACGGGGGCGGGGCCCACGAUCAUUCGGAGGAGGAGUCCAAGCAGGAUGGGGGUGGUGACACGGACGGUGGAGAGGAUUCUAACGAACAGGAAGUGAUUGUGAUUCAGGAUACAGGUUUCACCGUGAAGAUCCAGGCACCCGGGACGGAGCCUUUUGACCUCCAGGUUUCACCCCAGGAGAUGGUGCAGGAGAUCCACCAGGUGUUGAUGGACCGUGAGGACACCUGCCAUCGUACCUGUUUCUCCCUGCAGCUGGACGGCAACGUGCUGGAUAACUUUGCUGAGCUCAAAUCCAUCGAGGGCCUGCAGGAGGGCUCCCUGCUCAAAGUAGUGGAAGAGCCCUACACAGUGCGUGAGGCCCGUAUCCACGUGCGUCACAUCAGAGACCUGCUGAAAAGCCUGGACCCGUCUGAUGCCUACAACGGAGUGGACUGCAACUCCCUCUCCUUCCUCAGCGUCUUCACCGACGGGGACCUGGGAGACAGUGGUAAGCGGAAGAAGAAAGGCAGUGAGCUGGAGCAGAUAGACUGUACCCCUCCAGAACACAUCCUGCCUGGCAGCAAAGAGCGCCCCCUGCUGCCCCUCCAGCCACAGAACAAGGACUGGAAGGUAAUAAUAAUGCCCAUGCAAUGCCUGAAGGUCCUGACUAUGAGUGGCUGGAACCCCCCUCCUGGCAACAGGAAGAUGCAUGGUGAUCUCAUGUACCUGUAUAUGGUGACUGUUGAGGAGAGACACAUCAGUAUCACCGCCUCUACACGUGGCUUCUACCUCAACCAGUCGACCACCUACACCUUCAACCCCAAGCCAGCCAACCCCAGCUUCCUGAGCCACUCGUUGGUUGAGCUGCUGAGCCAGAUAAGCCCUGCCUUCAAGAAGAACUUCACUGCCCUGCAGAAGAAAAGGGUCCAGCGGCAUCCGUUUGAGAGGAUAGCCACGCCUUUCCAGGUGUACAGUUGGACCGCCCCCCAGGUGGACCACACCAUGGACUGUGUCAGAGCUGAAGACGCUUACACCUCUCGUCUGGGCUAUGAGGAACAUAUACCUGGACAGACGCGAGACUGGAAUGAGGAGCUGCAGACAACCAGAGAGCUGGCCCGAAAGAAUCUGCCUGAACGCCUGCUGAGAGAGAGGGCCAUCUUCAAGGUCCACAGUGACUUUGCGGCUGCUGCCACUCGUGGUUCCAUGGCGGUGAUCGACGGCAACGUGAUGGCCAUCAACCCUGGCGAGGAGACGCGUAUGCAGAUGUUUAUCUGGAACAACAUAUUUUUCUCCCUGGGCUUCGAUGUCCGCGACCACUACCGCGAGCUGGGCGGGGACGCUGCCGCGCACGCUGCUCCCACCAACGACCUCAACGGUGUCCGGGCUUACGGGGCCGUAGACGUGGAGGGGCUGUACACCCUGGGGACAGUGGUGGUGGACUAUCGUGGUUACCGUGUCACGGCCCAGUCGAUCAUCCCUGGUAUUCUGGAGAGAGAGCAGGAGCAGAGCGUUAUCUACGGGUCUAUCGACUUUGGGAAGACAGUGGUGUCUCAUGGGAAGUACCUGGAGCUGCUGGAGAGGACCAGUCGACCACUGAAGGUCCAGAGGCACGAUGUGCUGAAUGAGAAGGAUGAGUCUGUGGAGCUGUGUUCCUCUGUUGAGUGUAAGGGCAUAAUUGGCAAUGAUGGACGCCACUACAUCCUGGACCUUCUGAGGACCUUCCCCCCCGACCUGAACUUCCUGCCAGUGGAAGGGGAGGAGCUUUCCCCUGAGAGUGUGAGACAGGGUUUCCCCCGCCAGCACCGCCACCGUCUGGCCUGCCUCCGACAGGAGCUCAUCGAGGCCUUCGUCGAGCACAGAUACCUCCUCUUCAUGAAGAUGGCAGCGCUCCAGCUGAUGCAGCAGAAAGCCAACAAGGAGAGCAAGAUGGCCGCCCUGACAGAGAACAGCAGCCCCGAGGCAGCCGUUCCAGCCCUGCCCUCCACAGAGACCCCUGAUGCCUCGGCCGAGUCCUCAGAAACUUCCACAGAAACCCUCACUGACGGCAACUCAGACGCAGCCCAGACGGAGACCACCUCCACCUCUGAUGCCCCUCAGGCAGCAGCAACAGAAGCCACCACCACAGAAGCAGCCCCCAAGGCAGAACCAGCAACAGAAACAGACAGUCUCGCUGCUGCAUCAACAACAACCACUAAUGCCUCCCAGGCAACCCAUACAGAGGAUAAUGUGGUUCCCACGGCGACCACCAAUGGGCCGUUGGUGCCCGUUGGCACGACGAUUCAGAACGGGGAGUGCGAGAGCCCUCUGGAGGCUAAGGCUGAGGAUAGUAUCCCGGGCUUAGCGCAGGCCAAAGAGCUGGCUGAGUUCUUAGCCGCGGAAGACGGAUCCGGUAUCGACCCUAAAAGCCGAGAGGUGGUCCUCAACGCCUGCAAGGCUGUGGGUUCCAUCAGCAACACCUCCUUCGACAUCCGCUUCAACCCAGACAUCUUCUCUCCAGGAGUGCGUUUCCCUGAGGACAGUGCGGAUGACAUUCAGAAACAGAAGCAGCUGUUGAAGGAUGCUGCAGCCUUCCUGGUGUCCUGUCAGAUCCCAUCUCUGGUGAAGGACUGUCUGGACCACAGUGCUCUGCCCAUGGAUGGAGCCACGCUGUCCGAGGCACUGCACCAGAGGGGCAUCAACGUGCGUUACCUAGGCAAUGUGCUGGAGUUCGUGGACAAGACCCCAGCCAAGGCACAGCUGGAGCACUUCUAUAGAAUAGGUAUCAGCGAGUUGAUCACCAGAUGUGCGAAACAUAUCUUCAAGACAUACCUCCAGACUAUGUACUCCGUCUCCCAGGGUGUGGAGUUGUCGGCCCUCUCCGCCGCUGUCAGCCACUUCCUCAACUGCUUCCUGUCCUCCUUCCCCGAUGCCGUGGCACACCUGCCUGCCGACGAGCUUGUAUCGCGCCGCAAGAACCGUAAACGUCGUAACCGCGUCCCGGGGGGAGGGGACAACACGGCGUGGGCCAGCCUGACACCCAGCGAGCUGUGGAAAAACAUAGUCUCUGAGGCCCAGAGCUACUACCACUUCACCCUGCACUGCGAGAAUGCCGACCAGGUAGUGGAGAAAUACGGCCUUCAGAAGAUCACCCUGCUCAGAGAAAUCUCCAUCAAAGCUGGCAUCCAGAUCCUGAUAAAGGAGUAUAACUUUGACAGUCGCCACAAGCCUGCCUUCACAGAGGAGGACAUCCUUAACAUCUUCCCUGUGGUGAAGCACGUCAACCCCAAGGCCUCAGAUGCCUUCCACUUCUUCCAGAGUGGACAGGCCAAGGUCCAGCAAGGUUACCUGAAGGAGGGCUGUGAGUUGAUCAACGAGGCUCUGAACCUGUUCAACAACGUGUACGGGGCCAUGCACGUAGAGAUCUGUGCCUGCCUGCGUCUGCUGGCUCGCCUCAACUACAUCAUGGGAGACCACCACGAGGCUCUCAGUAACCAACAGAAGGCUGUCUUGAUGAGUGAGAGAGUGCUGGGCAUUGAGCACCCCAACACUAUCCAGGAAUAUAUGCACUUGGCUCUGUACUGCUUUGCCAAUGGUCAGCUGUCCACUGCCCUGAAGCUGCUAUACCGUGCCCGCUACCUCAUGCUGAUGGUAUGUGGGGAGGACCACCCCGAGAUGGCGCUGCUAGAUAGUAACAUUGGCCUGGUGCUGCACGGAGUAAUGGAGUACGACCUGUCUCUGAGGUUCCUGGAGAAUGCCUUGGCCAUCAACUCCAAAUACCACGGACACCGCUCCCUCAAAGUAGCCCUCAGUCAUCAUCUGGUUGCGAGGGUUUACGAGAGCAAGGCAGAGUUCCGCUCUGCGCUCCAGCAUGAAAAGGAGGGCUACACCAUCUACAAAAACCAGGUGGGAGAGGCCCACGAGAAGACUAAAGAGAGCUCAGAGUACCUGAAGUACCUCACACAGCAGGCUGUGGCUCUGCAGAGAACCAUGAAUGAGAUCUACAAGAAUGGCUCCAACGCCAGCAUCAUGCCACUCAAGUUCACAGCACCCAGUAUGGCGAGUGUUCUAGAGCAGCUCAAUAUCAUCAACGGCAUCAUCUUUAUACCCCUCAGCCAAAAGGACUUGGAGAACCUGAAGGCGGAGGUCCAGCGGCGGCAGCUGCUUCAGGAGUCAGGGAAGAGUGUGGGGGAGCUCACUGUGGACAGUCCACUAGAGCUAGACGACAAAAUACCCAUGGACGUUAACGUUGAUUAACGUCAAACCCUUCACACCACACUACUUUCUGCAAGGGAGAGGACGUGAUGCAACAGCCAUCUCCUUGAAUGAGCAUGUGGACCCGAGAACUGAGCUGUCUAAAAAAUCUACAAUAAAAACAAAAGGGGUGAGGGAUUGUUCGGGGCAGUCAAAGAGAAACAUCUAUGUAUACAGUAGGUAUAGAGUUUAUAAGAGGAGCUUCAAGGAGUAACACAGCAGGAGUUACAGUAUAUACAGUGGUAGGAGAAUAUAGAAUCCAUGUUAACAUGUUCAAUCUGAAAGCCUGCAGCCUCGAGCUUUGGUAAAGAAACAGAACGAAUGUCAACUUGAUAUCUGCUGCUGUGUAAGUGUGUGUGGCUGUGUGUGAGAGAAGGCGACCAAGGACGACCAUGACAUUGUAUUACCAGAGCCUUAUCCACUGUUCAUCCAACUCCACAUCAACCAACUGUUCCCCCUACCCAAGGACCACUCUUUACCCCUCCAAAACUCCUGAAAGAGCCACUGCGGCAACUAGGGCUUCCAGUUUCACCAUGGCCCCAUUUUGCCUCGAAAUAACUUCUAACACCCUGUCCCAAAACUCAGGGGAUUUUUUUUACUGUGUGCUAGGUGAGAUUAAGAAACAGUCAUUAAAAUUAAGAGAUUUCUCUGUUUUGGGCAACAGAAUGUAAACUCCCUUCUCUUGCAUUUAGUCUUGUUAAUCCUCACCAAUCACCCAUUUACUCUUGAGUGUCCCCAAUGGUCAGUCAAAAACGAUUUGUAUUUCAUGGUUUUAUCCCAGGUGGGUGGCUGCUGUGUUCCUUGGAUCUAUCGCAGCAAAACAGGCUAUGACGCAUGUGAGCUCUCAAUCAAUCUUUUGAUUGUUACACCUUUUUUCAGUAAAAAUUCAUCUUUUUGUAAAAGCAAAAUGGUAAGGGGGGGGGACUACAUUUUUAGGUAUGUCAAUUAUCCAUUCAUUUAAAGGUAGAGUCAGCGAUAUGAUGUAGGUGCACAAAGUAAACGGCGUAGUGGGUCAAUUUCCGCAACAACUAAGAGCGUUGAAGCACGAGGCUAAACUCACCCACUGUUUUGGUCCCGUACCUACCACACUCGAACAGUGUGAAGCGAACCCAUGCACAUGUGCUGAUACUGUGUGGGAGCGAAGUCAUGCAUCUUGCUCAUUGCAAUAUCUGCGGUGCUGGCUCGUGGCAACAUCAUUUCGCUGAGUCUACCUUUAAGCCAUGUCUGUUUUAUAGAAAAUAUCAGUGGAAAAGAUGUAUAAAUAAAUCUGUCUAUGGGGUUUAGACAGGUACUUGAUUAAUGUUGGAAAUACAGAUAUGAAAUGUCCAACUAUGGCUUGAGCAGUAGACUCUAUAGGUCUCUUAUGUUAGAUGUGUCCAGUCUUUUAUUUUUCCACUUUGAAAGAAUAUGUGCAUGUAUGUUUGUUUCUGUGUGUGUUUGUGUAGUCAGCGAGAAGGAAUCGGAUAUGGCCAUGAUGAGUUUGUGACACUUGCUGCUUUGUAGUAUAAUGACUAGGUUGGGUAAGCCACGACUUUCCAAAUGUUGUAUUUUUAUACACAAAGGCUGUGUUUACACAGGAAGCCCAAUUCAGAUAUUUUGCCCAAUUAUUGGCAAAAGAUCUGAUUGGUCAAAAGAUCAAUUAGUGGCAAAAAUAUCAGAAUUGGGCUGCCUGUGUAAACGCAGCCAUAGUAAACCAUGGGACGGCUAAUGCAAACUUUUAUUCUCAUGUAACAUUCUUGGCCAGCAAUGUUGUAAAUCUGUUCAUAUGAAGUGGUUAAAUGAGAAACUUCUCCCUAUCAUUCGAUAGAAUAGACUUAACCAUGGCCAUAGACUUGUUCAUUGUUUGUCUGUUUCAAAAUAGUAAACUGUUAUGUUUCCAUUGUUUGGUAAACCCAUUCAACAAGUUGACAGUAUGUCAGGCCACAGCAGGCAAUGUAUGAACAAAGUUUCCUCAGUAUUGAGUGCACUUUCAAGUGCUGUCUGUCUAAAUGCAUACACACAGCACCACCAAAAGUGGGUUGAGAAGGGCUUCUUCAAUAUACCAAAGAAGACUGAUAGAGGUGUGUUUUGUGUGCGCUUGUGUGCGACCCUCCCUUGCAAAUGUCUUUCUAAAAAUUGUUGCAGUGUCUAAAUGUAUGUGAUUAAAGCAAUAGAAAUGAUGCUGGAACUGAUCCUUUUGAAGUGCUGCACUUGUGUCGCUGCAAGACAAACUGCUGUCAUUGUAAGUGAAAGGCUGUCAUCAAGAGGGGAAAGAACAGUUACUGUAAUGAAUUUCUUGAUUAUUAUGCUCCUAAAAAAAUGGUGGGACAAUAGAACUUUGUGUGUGAUUUGUGCCUAUUUACGUUUAGAAACGGAACCAGGGUGUUAUUGGUUUUCUUGUCAACUCUUCAAAACGUUUUAAAAUGAGUUUUUUUUCUGGUUUCUUGCUUUUUAUUUUUGCUCAUGUUUUUCAUAGGGAUACCACGGGUUUCCUUUUUGAAGUAUGUACUGUAUAUCUGCAUUUCCUUCCUCCCUUCAGGUUCAACUUCCUCCAUGAAUGUCAGUCCUGUCUUGCAUUACGCUUUGUGGCCAUCGGGUGAUGCUCUAGAGAGUACUUUCUUCAGAACCAUCAGAAACAAAUGAAAAGGCUUUAUUAAUUUGGAAAAUAUUUUUGUCCCAUAUGGACGUUCACAAGCAAAUCUCAAUGCUAGAGUGUAACUAUUUCACAUGCUUCUCACUCACUUGACUUUGAGGGAAGCAAAAUAAACAAGUAUUUGAUAGAAUUGAGGACGAUGUGAACCUGAAAAAUUGCAAAGACUACUGCUUGAUGAACAUUGGUGAACUUUUUGAAACUCUUACAAAAAACUAUUGUUUGAGAUUUUGCCCAUUUCUGAUAGAAUAAACUCAUUGAGAAUUAUACAAAAUAAUUUUGGUCUGCUUAGAGACAUCUAUUUUUUUUUUAUGGAUCAUAAAAUCAUGGUGCUUCUAUUCUAUUUAAUCACAAAGGCACUAAUUGUUGUUGGAGUAAAGCUGUAAUUCUGUUCUAAUUGCGUCGUAAUAUUCCUCUUGAUACAUUCAAGUAAUUGCAUGAGAAACUGAUCUGACUGUUCUUUAGAUGUUUACUACCGUCUGUCAGGCUCGUCUGUCAGGCUCAGAUUAAUUUAGUAGGGAGUGACAGACCUCCGGUUUAUUUUAUCAAAGCUGAAGACAAUGUAUAAUUUUAGUGUCAAUUUAACAUUUUUCAUUUCCAGAUCAUUCAAAUUACGCAUUGCUUCAUCUUAUGUAAACCCCUGGGUUUGUAUGGAUGGAUGUCCUUUAAAUUCUGAAUGUCUCCAAAUGUUGAUAGGUCAAAUUACAAAACGAAGAACCGGAAUGUUGAGUGAAAUGUUUGCACAUUUACAUUUUGAGAAUUUAUUUCGGACAGUAAGGCCAUAAGGGGAUUGGGGAGGAGUCACUUGAACAUUUGAAGCUCUGCAAAUGACUCCCAGCACUUAAUCGAUGUCGCACAUAGGAUACUGUUAUCCUGUAUAUUUACUCUCCCCAAUUUGAUACAAAAAUGUUUAUUUGUCAAGAUGACACAUCUAUUCACCUAAGCAGCACACAAGAAAGCACCAAUCGAGUUGUCUAUUUACUACAUAGAAAAAUAGAAGGCUCUGACCAUCAACAUUUCAUAGAUGCACUGACACGGAGCUGGGUUGUCUCUGCCCUCUCGUCUAGAAGGGAGAAAAUAGGUCCUAUGGGGCAAAGACAGUACCAAUCGGGUCCCUAUCACCUCACUGUAGAUGGCUGUCUAACGCACACUGAUCAGCUUGCAUUGUAUCCGUCUGUGUAGCACUCAAAACGAGGGUUUGUCCGUUUGAGGUUUCAUUCUUCUGUUUUCUCUUUUUUCUUGAACUGAUGAGAUUUCUUCUGCACAUUUCUAGUGUUAAAAGUCUGCUUCCCUGGCUGUGUGGUACCUGUCUGUUGCUCUUUACAAAAUAACAAUCUAAUUAUUUUUGGUCUGAGUAUGCUUUUGUAUUAAAAUGAAUAAAGAAAACUAGCAAAUAA
Coregonus clupeaformis (lake whitefish) is the source of this 8620-nucleotide messenger RNA. Its product is annotated as clustered mitochondria protein homolog. Bases 230 to 4597 code for a protein of 1455 amino acids. Gene Ontology annotation, cellular component: cytoplasm. Lineage: Eukaryota; Metazoa; Chordata; Actinopteri; Salmoniformes; Salmonidae. Gene Ontology annotation, biological process: intracellular distribution of mitochondria. Gene Ontology annotation, molecular function: mRNA binding; protein binding. The record is from RefSeq and is a predicted model, not a curated record. The transcript has 27 exons.